AUGAAGUCCCUUCUGGUUAUACUUCUGGUUGCUGUUGUGUGUGUAGAGCGAGCCCACGCCCUCAAAUGCUAUGUCUGUGAGAACUCUUCCAACUGCAAGUCAGAAAAAGCAUGUCCACCCUCAGCCCUUUACUGUGAAACCAUCUCCAACUACAACACCCUGAAAGGAAACCUCAUCAUCAAGCGCUGUUCGGACACCUGCGUCGCGAAGAAUGAGACCCACCAGGGGACCAUCACGCGGACCACCUGCUGCCAGACUGACCUGUGCAACAGCAAGGUCGUCAACGGGGUGGCCCACGCGGCCACCAGCCCCGUCGUCCUGGGCCUGGGCACCCUUCUCAGCCUGGUCUGCGUCCUCCUCAGGCCCGGCCUGUGAUCGGCAAGGGUUUGACCGCCUCUCCCGCUCAGUUCUCCUCUCCCCCCAGCCCACCCCGUCGUCCUCUGACCGCUCAAACCGGAGGGGCUCCUGAGGAGUCUUCCCUUCUCAGUCCAGCCUCAGUCUGGUCUGGGGGCACCCAAGGGUGACAUCAGUCCAGGAACCUGAGCCAACGUCCUCUCCCCGAACUAGGGUAGCCCCACGAUGGUGGCGGGGAGGGGAGGCAUUAUCCCUCCCCACCACCUAUCAUUCUCCCAGGUCACCAGAGGACACAGUCUCAGCCACCCUCUGGCCAGGGCCCAGGGGGAAGGGUUUUUCUACUUUAAAGCACACAGAUAAAUAAAAUAUG
Tachyglossus aculeatus (Australian echidna) is the source of this 724-nucleotide messenger RNA. RefSeq names its product lymphocyte antigen 6D-like. Gene Ontology annotation, cellular component: cell surface. The transcript has 3 exons. Gene Ontology annotation, biological process: lymphocyte differentiation. The coding region runs from base 1 to 375 and encodes 124 amino acids. Lineage: Eukaryota; Metazoa; Chordata; Mammalia; Monotremata; Tachyglossidae. The record is from RefSeq and is a predicted model, not a curated record.